Molecule: messenger RNA, 678 nt
Organism: Eurytemora carolleeae
Lineage: Eukaryota; Metazoa; Arthropoda; Copepoda; Calanoida; Temoridae
Exons: 2
Coding region: 1-678 (225 amino acids)
Source: RefSeq, a predicted model, not a curated record
AUGUUUGAUGACGGCAGAACACGAAUAGCAGACCAACAAGAGAGGGUGUGGUUGCAGCAGACGAAUAGCAGACCAGCAAGGAAGGGUGUGGUGCAGCAGACGAAUAGCAGACCAGCAAGGAAGGGUGUGGUGCAGACGAAAAGCAGACCAGCAAGGAAGGGUGUGGUGCAGCAAACAAAUUGCAGACCACUUAGGAAGAGUGUGAUACAGCAGACAAAUAGCAGACCAGCAAGGAAGGGUGUGGUGCAGCAGACAAAUAGCAGACAAGCAAGGAAGGGUGUGGUGCACCAGACGAAUAGCAGACCAGCAAGGAAGAUUAUGGUGCUUCAGACAAAUAGUAGACCAGCAAGGAAGUGUGUGGUGCAGCAGAUGAAAAGCAGACCAGAAAGGAAGGGUGUGGUGCAGCAGACGAAUAGCAGACUAGCAAGGAAGGGUGUGGUGCAGCAGACGAAUAGCAGACCAGCAAGGAAGGGUGUGGUGCAGCAGACGGAUAGCAGACCAGCAAGGAAGGGUUUGGGUCAGAAGACGAAUAGCAGACCAGCAAGGAAGGGUGUGGUGCAGCAGACGAAUAGCAGACCAGCAAGGAAGGGUGUGGUGCAGCAGACGAAUAGCAGACCAGCAAGGAAGGGUGUGGGUCAGCAGACGAAUAGCAGACCAGCAAGAAAGGGUGUAAUUUGA